This is a messenger RNA of Ceratosolen solmsi marchali, 1044 nucleotides long. The record is from RefSeq and is a predicted model, not a curated record. Lineage: Eukaryota; Metazoa; Arthropoda; Insecta; Hymenoptera; Agaonidae.
AUGGCCAUUGUUCCUGUGAUCGGAAACAUGAAUUGUGCCAAAGUCAUAAUGGACAUAGGCCUCUUAGAAAUGAACUACGAUACUCAAAUGUGCACUGGACUUCUCGACGGGAAGAUUUCCGCCUGUUCGUAUAUGUCGUAUAAAUUAGUGAUAUUGGUGUCACUAGUCAGCAUCAUAUUUUCGGACUUGAUCCGCGUAGAAGCGAUUAGUGACACAAUUUCUGGUCAAUUUCCUUACGUGGCCUCCAUGCAAUGGGGCAUGCCACCUUUCAUUCGACUAAAGCACAUUUGUGCGGGAACGAUCAUCAAACCAGAUUGGAUCUUAACGCUCGGAAGCUGCGUCACCAGCUCGCCAAAUUUCGGGAGAACCGUAAUCAAGGUCGGCAUCUAUGACAUUUUGCAUAGCGAUGAGCAUACACAAACAAUCGACGUUGAAAACUUCAUCAUCCAUGAAGAUUAUGCGGGCGGCAUAGCACCGAAUGAUAUCGCUCUUCUCAAGCUGAAGAACCGGAUAAUCUAUAACGAGCGUGUAAGUCCUAUCGAUUUCCCAGUACAGAGCAACGUAUCAAUUGAAACUGCUGUACUUAUUGGCUGGGGUUCGGCCUGUAACAAGUUUCAUCCAAAGUUACGACAGAAAUUACAGACAUCCACGGUAUCCAUAAUUACAAAUGAAAAAUGCCAGACAUAUUGUCGGGAGAUUAAGGAUGGAAGCUUCAUUUACGACAUCCAACUCUGUACAAUAGAACAAAAAAUUCUAUCCACUAGCCCGGGCGACAAUGGCAGUCCACUAGUCCAAAAUGUGAUGGGUAAAUCCGUACUGAUUGGCAUUGAAUCCUGGAAUUUGACACCUUGCGGUUCGGCAAUUCCUUCACCGACCGUUUACACGCGGGUCACUUCCUUUCUCAACUGGAUCAAUUCAAAAAUCAGUGUUUGAUUUCACACAGUUUAUUAUUUACCUAUAGUUUAUUUAACUCAAAACGUCAUUCGAUAAACUAGAUAGUGCAAGAAUCUUUACCGAAAUGAAAUUACGAAGGCUUUCAGUGUU